AUGGCAACAUCACCUUUGUUGUCAACAACAGUCGCAUCUUCUGAUAAAGCUUCAAGCACUGUCACAGCAACUCUUUCCUCAUCAACUCAUGCAUCUUCUAAAGAUACUAGCACAAAAGUGACAAGCACAGCAAUAACAACUCCUUUGCCAACAACCGUAGCAUCUUCCGAAAAAUUCACCACCACUGCAACGACAACUCCUUUGUCAACAAUUGUUGCAUCUUCUGAAGAUACUACUAAAAGAGUUACGAGCACAGCAACAACAACAGUUGCAACAUCAACUCCUUUGUCUUCUGAAAAAGUUACAAGCAAAGCCACAACAAUUCCAUUGCCAAUAACUGUUGAAUCUUCUGAAGAUACUGUUGCAUCUUCGGAUAAAUAUUCAAGCAGUGUCUCAGCAACUCUUUCGUCAACAACUGGUACAUCUUCUAAUGAUACAACCAAAGAAGAGUCUACUUCUGAAACCGUCUUAUCUUCUGAAACCGUCUUAUCUUCUGAUGACUAUUACUACGACGAAUCUACUGAAGCUUCAUUGUCAACAACCGUUGCAUCUACUGAUGAAGCUUCUAGCACUGCCACAACUCUAUCGUCAACAUCUGGUACAUCUUCUGAUGAUACAACCGAAGAAGAGUCCACUUCUCAAACCGUCUUGUCUUCCGAUGACUAUUAUUACGACGAAUCUACUGAAGCUUCAUUGUCAACAACUGGCACAUCUUCUGAUGAAUAUUCAAGCACUGCAACAACUUUUUCAUCAACAACUGGUACGUCUUCUAAUGAUACAACAAAAGAAGAGUCUACUUCUGAAACCGUCUUGUCUUCCGAUGACUAUUAUUACGACGAAUCUACUGAAGCUUCAUUGUCAACAACUGGUACAUCUUCCGAUGAAUAUUCAAGCAAUGCCACAACUCUUUCGUCAACAACUGGUACAUCUUCUAAUGACACAACCAAAGAAGAGUCUACUUCUGAAACCGUCUUGUCUUCUGAUGACUAUUACUACGACGAAUCAACUGAAGCUUCAUUGUCAACAACAGGUACAUCUUCCGAUGAAGAUUCAAGCAAUGCCACAACUCUUUCGUCAACAACUGGUACAUCUUCUAAUGAUACAACCAAAGAAAAGUCUACUUCUGAAACUGUCUUGUCUUCCGACGACUAUUAUUACGACGAAUCUACUGAAGCUUUAUUGUCAACAACUGUUUCGUCUACUGAUGAAGAUUCAAGCAUUGCCACAAUUCUUUCGUCAACAACUGGUACGUCUUCUAAUGAUACAACCGAAGAAGAGUCUACUUCUGAAACCGUAUUGUCUUCUGAUGACUAUUAUUACGACGAAUCAACUGAAGCCUCAUUGUCAACAACACUUACAUCUUCUGAUGAAUAUUCAAGCAAUGCCACAACUCUUUCGUCAACAACUGGUACAUCUUCUAAUGAUACAACCAAAGAAAAGUCUACUUCUGAAACUGUCUUGUCUUCCGACGACUAUUAUUACGACGAAUCUACUGAAGCUUUAUUGUCAACAACUGUUUCGUCUACUGAUGAAGAUUCAAGCAUUGCCACAAUUCUUUCGUCAACAACUGGUACAUCUUCUAAUGAUACAACCAAAGAAGAGUCUACUUCUGAAACCGUCUUGUCAUCCGACGACUAUCAUUACGAUGAAUCUACUGAAGCUUCAUUGUCAACAACCGUUGCAUCUACUGAUGAAUAUUCAAGCAAUGCCACAACUCUUUCGUCAACAACUGGUACAUCUUCUAAUGAUACAACCAAAGAAGAGUCUACUUCUGAAACCGUCUUGUCUUCCGAUGACUAUUAUUACGACGAAUCUACUGAAGCUUCAUUGUCAACAACUGGUACAUCUUCUGAUGAAUAUUCAAGCAAUGCCACAACUCUUUCGUCAACAACUGGUACAUCUUCUAAUGAUACAACCAAAGAAGAGUCUACUUCUGAAACCGUCUUGUCUUCCGAUGACUAUUAUUACGAUGAAUCUACUGAACCUUCAUUGUCAACAACUGGUACGUCUUCUGAUGAAGAUUCAAGCAAUGCCACAACUCUUUCGCAAACAACUGGUACAUCUUCUAUUGAUACAACCAAAGAAGAGUCUACUUCUGAAACCGUCUUGUCUUCCGAUGACUAUUAUUCCGACGAAUCUACUGAAGCUUCAUUGUCAACAACUGGUACAUCUUCUGAUGAAGUUUCAAGUAAUGCCACAACUCUUUCGUCAACAACUGGUACAUCUUCUAAUGAUACAACAAAAGAAGAGUCUACUUCUGAAACCGUCUUGUCUUCCGAUGACUAUUAUUACGACGAAUCUACUGAAGCUUCAUUGUCAACAACUGGUACAUCUUCCGAUGAAUAUUCAAGCAAUGCCACAACUCUUUCGUCAACAACUGGUACAUCUUCUAAUGACACAACCAAAGAAGAGUCUACUUCUGAAACCGUCUUGUCUUCUGAUGACUAUUACUACGACGAAUCAACUGAAGCUUCAUUGUCAACAACAGGUACAUCUUCCGAUGAAGAUUCAAGCAAUGCCACAACUCUUUCGUCAGCAACUGGUACAUCUUCUAAUGAUACAACCAAAGAAGAGUCUACUUCUGAAACUGUCUUGUCUUCCGACGACUAUUAUUACGACGAAUCUACUGAAGCUUUAUUGUCAACAACUGUUUCGUCUACUGAUGAAGAUUCAAGCAUUGCCACAAUUCUUUCGUCAACAACUGGUACGUCUUCUAAUGAUACAACCAAAGAAGAGUCUACUUCUGAAACCGUCUUGUCUUCCUACGACUAUUAUUACGACGAAUCUACUGAAGCUUCAUUGUCAACAACUGGUACAUCUUCUGAUGAAGAUUCAAGCAUUGCCACAACUCUUUCGUCAACAACUGGUACAUCUUCUAAUGACACAACCAAAGAAGAGUCUACUUCUGAAACCGUCUUGUCUUCUGAUGACUAUUAUUACGACGAAUCUACUGAAGCUUCAUUGUCAACAACUGGUACAUCUUCUGAUGAAUAUUCAAGCAAUGCCACAACUCUUUCGUCAACAACUGGUACAUCUUCUAAUGAUACAACCAAAGAAGAGUCUACUUCUGAAACCGUCUUGUCUUCUGAUGACUAUUAUUACGACGAAUCUACUGAAGCCUCAUUGUCAACAACACUUGCAUCUUCUGAUGAAGAUUCAAGCAUUGCCACAUCUCUUUCGUCAACAACUGGUACAUCUUCUAAUGAUACAACCAAAGAAGAGUCUACUUCUGAAACCGUCUUGUCUUCCGAUGACUAUUAUUACGACGAAUCUACUGAAGCUUCAUUGUCAACAACUGGUACAUCUUCUGAUGAAGUUUCAAGUAAUGCCACAACUCUUUCGUCAACAACUGGUAUAUCUUCUAAUGAUACAACCAAAGAAGAGUCUACUUCUGAAACCGUCUUGUCUUCCGACGACUAUUAUUACGACGAAUCUACUGAAGCUUCAUUGUCAACAACUGGUACGUCUUCUGGUGAAGAUUCAAGCAAUGCCACAACUCUUUCGUCAACAACUGGUACAUCUUCUAAUGAUACAACCAAAGAAGAGUCUACUUCUGAAACCGUCUUGUCUUCUGAUGACUAUUACUACGACGAAUCUACUGAAGCCUCAUUGUCAACAACACUUGCAUCUUCUGAUGAAGAUUCAAGCAUUGCCACAACUCUUUCGUCAACAACUGGUACAUCUUCUAAUGAUACAACCAAAGAAGAGUCUACUUCUGAAACUGUCUUGUCUUCCGACGACUAUUAUUACGACGAAUCUACUGAAGCUUUAUUGUCAACAACUGUUUCGUCUACUGAUGAAGAUUCAAGCAUUGCCACAAUUCUUUCGUCAACAACUGGUACAUCUUCUAAUGAUACAACCAAAGAAGAGUCUACUUCUGAAACCGUCUUGUCUUCCGACGACUAUUAUUACGACGAAUCUACUGAAGCUUUAUUGUCAACAACUGGUACAUCUUCCGAUGAAUAUUCAAGCAAUGCCACAACUCUUUUGUCAACAACUGGUACAUCUUCUAAUGACACAACCAAAAAAGAGUCUACUUCUGAAACCGUCUUGUCUACCGAUGACUAUUAUUACGACGAAUCUACUGAAGCUUCAUUGUCAACAACUGGUACAUCUUCUGAUGAAGUUUCAAGUAAUGCCACAACUCUUUCGUCAACAACUGGUACAUCUUCUAAUGAUACAACCAAAGAAGAGUCUACUUCUGAAACCGUCUUGUCUUCCGAUGACUAUUAUUACGACGAAUCUACUGAAGCUUCAUUGUCAACAACUGGUACAUCUUCCGAUGAAUAUUCAAGCAAUGCCACAACUCUUUCGUCAACAACUGGUACAUCUUCUAAUGACACAACCAAAGAAGAGUCUACUUCUGAAACCGUCUUGUCUUCUGAUGACUAUUACUACGACGAAUCAACUGAAGCUUCAUUGUCAACAACAGGUACAUCUUCCGAUGAAGAUUCAAGCAAUGCCACAACUCUUUCGUCAACAACUGGUACAUCUUCUAAUGAUACAACCGAAGAAGAGUCUACUUCUGAAACCAUCUUGUCUUCCGAUGACUAUUAUUACGACGAAUCUACUGAAGCUUCAUUGUCAACAACUGGUACGUCUUCUGGUGAAGAUUCAAGCAAUGCCACAACUCUUUCGUCAACAACUGGUACAUCUUCUAAUGAUACAACCAAAGAAGAGUCUACUUCUGAAACCGUCUUGUCUUCUCAUGACUAUUACUACGACGAAUCUACUGAAGCCUCAUUGUCAACAACACUUGCAUCUUCUGAUGAAGAUUCAAGCAUUGCCACAACUCUUUCGUCAACAACUGGUACAUCUUCUAAUGAUACAACCAAAGAAGAGUCUACUUCUGAAACCAUCUUGUCUUCCGAUGACUAUUAUUACGACGAAUCUACUGAAGCUUCAUUGUCAACAACUGGUACGUCUUCUGGUGAAGAUUCAAGCAAUGCCACAACUCUUUCGUCAACAACUGGUUCAUCUUCUAAUGAUACAACCAAAGAAGAGUCUACUUCUGAAACCGUCUUGUCUUCUGAUGACUAUUACUACGACGAAUCUACUGAAGCCUCAUUGUCAACAACACUUGCAUCUUCUGAUGAAGAUUCAAGCAUUGCUACAACUCUUUCGUCAACAACUGGUACAUCUUCUAAUGAUACAACCAAAGAAGAGUCUACUUCUGAAACUGUCUUGUCUUCCGACGACUAUUAUUACGACGAAUCUACUGAAGCCUCAUUGUCAACAACACUUGCAUCUUCUGAUGAAUAUUCAAGCAAUGCCACAACUCUUUCGUCAACAAGUGGUACAUCUUCGAAUGAUACAACCAAAGAACAGUCUACUUCUGAAACCGUCUUGUCUUCUGAUGACUAUUAUUACGACGAAUCUACUGAAGCCUCAUUAUCAACAACACUUGCAUCUUCUGAUGAAGAUUCAAGCAUUGCCACAACUCUUUCGUCAACAACUGGUACAUCUUCUAAUGAUACAACCAAAGAAGAGUCUACUUCUGAAACCGUCUUGUCUUCCGAUGACUAUUAUUACGACGAAUCUACUGAAGCUUCAUUGUCAACAACUGGUACAUUUUCUGAUGAAUAUUCAAGCAAUGCCACAACUCUUUCGUCAACAACUGGUACAUCUUCGAAUGAUACAACCAAAGAAGAGUCUACUUCUGAAACCGUCUUGUCUUCUGAUGACUAUUAUUACGACGAAUCUACUGAAGCCUCAUUAUCAACAACACUUGCAUCUUCUGAUGAAGAUUCAAGCAUUGCCACAACUCUUUCAUCAACAACUGGUACAUCUCCUAAUGAUACAACCAAAGAAGAGUCUACUUCUGAAACCGUCUUGUCUUCCGAUGACUAUUAUUACGACGAAUCUACUGAAGCUUCAUUGUCAACAACUGGUACAUCUUCCGAUGAAUAUUCAAGCAAUGCCACAACUCUUUCGUCAACAACUGGUACAUCUUCUAAAGAUACAACCAAAGAAGAGUCUACUUCUGAAACUGUCUUGUCUUCCGACGACUAUUAUUACGACGAAUCUACUGAAACUUUAUUGUCAACAACUGUUUCGUCUACUGAUGAAGAUUCAAGCAUUGCCACAAUUCUGUCGUCAACAACUGGUACGUCUUCUAAUGAUACAACCAAAGAAGAGUCUACUUCUGAAACCGUCUUGUCUUCCGACGACUAUUAUUACGACGAAUCUACUGAAGUUUCAUUGUCAACAACUGGUACAUCUUCUGAUGAAUAUUCAAGCAUUGCCACAACUCUUUCGUCAACAACUGGUACAUCUUCUAAUGAUACAACCAAAGAAGGGUCUACUUCUGAAACCCUCUUGUCUUCCGAUGACUAUUAUUACGACGAAUCUACUGAAGCUUCAUUGUCAACAACUGGUACGUCUUCUGGUGAAGAUUCAAGCAAUGCCACAACUCUUUCGUCAACAACUGGUUCAUCUUCUAAUGAUACAACCAAAGAAGAGUCUACUUCUGAAACCAUCUUGUCUUCCGAUGACUAUUAUUACGACGAAUCUACUGAAGCUUCAUUGUCAACAACUGGUACGUCUUCUGGUGAAGAUUCAAGCAAUGCCACAACUCUUUCGUCAACAACUGGUUCAUCUUCUAAUGAUACAACCAAAGAAGAGUCUACUUCUGAAACCGUCUUGUCUUCUGAUGACUAUUACUACGACGAAUCUACUGAAGCCUCAUUGUCAACAACACUUGCAUCUUCUGAUGAAGAUUCAAGCAUUGCCACAACUCUUUCGUCAACAACUGGUACAUCUUCUAAUGAUACAACCAAAGAAGAGUCUACUUCUGAAACUGUCUUGUCUUCCGACGACUAUUAUUACGACGAAUCUACUGAAGCCUCAUUUGGUACAUCUUCGAAUGAUACAACCAAAGAAGAGUCUACUUCUGAAACCGUCUUGUCUUCUGAUGACUAUUAUUACGACGAAUCUACUGAAGCCUCAUUAUCAACAACACUUGCAUCUUCUGAUGAAGAUUCAAGCAUUGCCACAACUCUUUCGUCAACAACUGGUACAUCUUCUAAUGAUACAACCAAAGAAGAGUCUACUUCUGAAACCGUCUUGUCUUCCGAUGACUAUUAUUACGACGAAUCUACUGAAGCUUCAUUGUCAACAACUGGUACAUUUUCUGAUGAAUAUUCAAGCAAUGCCACAACUCUUUCGUCAACAACUGAUACAUCUUCGAAUGAUACAACCAAAGAAGAGUCUACUUCUGAAACCGUCUUGUCUUCUGAUGACUAUUAUUACGACGAAUCUACUGAAGCCUCAUUAUCAACAACACUUGCAUCUUCUGAUGAAGAUUCAAGCAUUGCCACAACUCUUUCAUCAACAACUGGUACAUCUCCUAAUGAUACAACCAAAGAAGAGUCUACUUCUGAAACCGUCUUGUCUUCCGAUGACUAUUAUUACGACGAAUCUACUGAAGCUUCAUUGUCAACAACUGGUACAUCUUCCGAUGAAUAUUCAAGCAAUGCCACAACUCUUUCGUCAACAACUGGUACAUCUUCUAAAGAUACAACCAAAGAAGAGUCUACUUCUGAAACUGUCUUGUCUUCCGACGACUAUUAUUACGACGAAUCUACUGAAACUUUAUUGUCAACAACUGUUUCGUCUACUGAUGAAGAUUCAAGCAUUGCCACAAUUCUGUCGUCAACAACUGGUACGUCUUCUAAUGAUACAACCAAAGAAGAGUCUACUUCUGAAACCGUCUUGUCUUCCGACGACUAUUAUUACGACGAAUCUACUGAAGUUUCAUUGUCAACAACUGGUACAUCUUCUGAUGAAUAUUCAAGCAUUGCCACAACUCUUUCGUCAACAACUGGUACAUCUUCUAAUGAUACAACCAAAGAAGGGUCUACUUCUGAAACCCUCUUGUCUUCUGACGACUAUUAUUACGACGAAUCUACUGAAGCCUCAUUGUCAACAACUGGUAAGUCUUCUGAUGAAUAUUCAAGCAAUGCCACAACUCUUUCGUCAACAACUGGUACAUCUUCUAAUGAUACAACCAAAGAAGAGUCUACUUCUGAAACCGUCUUGUCUUCCGAUGACUAUUAUUACGACGAAUCUACUGAAGCUUCAUUGUCAACAACUGGUACAUCUUCUGAUGAAUAUUCAAGCAAUGCCACAACUCUUUCGUCAACAACUGGUACAUCUUCUAAUGAUACAACCAAAGAAGAGUCUACUUCUGAAACCGUCUUGUCUUCUGAUGACUAUUAUUACGACGAAUCUACUGAAGCCUCAUUGUCAACAACACUUGCAUCUUCUGAUGAAGAUUCAAGCAUUGCCACAACUCUUUCGUCAACAACUGGUACAUCGUCUAAUGAUACAACCAAAGAAGAGUCUACUUCUGAAACCGUCUUGUCUUCCGAUGACUAUUAUUACGAUGAAUCUACUGAAGCUUCAUUGUCAACAACUGGUACGUCUUCUGAUGAAGAUUCAAGCAAUGCCACAACUCUUUCGUCAACAACUGGAACAUCUUCUAAUGAUACAACCAAAGAAGAGUCUACUUCUGAAACCGUCUUGUCUUCUGAUGACUAUUACUACGACGAAUCAACUGAAGCUUCAUUGUCAACAACAGGUACAUCUUCCGAUGAAGAUUCAAGCAAUGCCACAACUCUUUCGUCAACAACUGGUACAUCUUCUAAUGAUACAACCAAAGAAGAGUCUACUUCUGAAACCGUCUUGUCUUCCGAUGACUAUUAUUACGACGAAUCUACUGAAGCUUCAUUGUCAACAACUGGUACGUCUUCUGGUGAGGAUUCAAGCAAUGCCACAACUCUUUCGUCAACAACUGGUACAUCUUCUAAUGAUACAACCAAAGAAGAGACUACUUCUGAAACCGCCUUGUCUUCCGACGACUAUUACGACGAAUCUACUGAAGCUUCAUUGUCAACAACUGGUACACCUUCUGACGAAUAUUCAAGCAAUGCCACAACUCUUUCGUCAACAACUGGUACAUCUUCGAAUGAUACAACCAAAGAAGAGUCUACUUCUGAAACCGUCUUGUCUUCUGAUGACUAUUACUACGACGAAUCUACUGAAGCCUCAUUGUCAACAACACUUGCAUCUUCUGAUGAAGAUUCAAGCAUUGCCACAACUCUUUCGUCAACAACUGGUACAUCUUCUAAUGAUACAACUAAAGAAGAGUCUACUUCUGCAACCGUCUUGUCUACCGAUGACUAUUAUUACGACGAAUCUACUGAAGCCUCAUUGUCAACAACUGAGUCUACUUUUGAAACCGUCUUGUCUUCUGAUGACUAUUACUACGAUGAAUCUACUGAAGCUUCAUUGUCAACAACUGUUGCGUCUACUGAUGAAGAUUCAAGCAGUGCCACAGCAACUCUUUUGUCAACAACUGGUAAAUCUUCUGAUGAGGAUUCAAGCACUGCUACAACUCUUUCGUCAACAACUAUCUCAUCUUCUGAUGAAGAUACAAGCACUGCCACAACGCUUUCGUCAACAACUGGUACAUCUUUCAAUGAUACAACAAAAGAGGAGUCUACUUCUGAAACCAACUUGUCUUCCGACGACUAUUAUUACGACGAAUCUACUGAAGCUUCAUUGUCAACAGCUGUUGCAUCUUCUGAUGAAGAUUCUAGCACUGCUACAACUCUUUCAUCAACAACUAUCUCAUCUUCUGAUGAAGAUACAAGCUUUGCCACAACGCUUUCGUCAAUAACUGAUACAUCUUUUACUGAUACAACAAAAGAAGAGUCUGCUUCUGAAACCGAAAUGUCUUCCGAUGACUAUUAUUACGACGAAUCUACUGAAGCUUUAUUGUCAACAACUGUUACAUCUUCUGAUGAAGAUUCUAGCACUGCUACAACUCUUUCAUCAACAACUAUCUCAUCUUCUGAUGAAGAUACAAGCUUUGCCACAACGCUUUCGUCAAUAACUGAUACAUCUUUUACUGAUACAACAAAAGAAGAGUCUACUUCUGAAACCGUCUUGUCUUCUGAUGACUAUUACUACGACGAAUCUACUGAAGCUUCAUUGUCAACAACUGUUGCAUCAUCUGAUGAAGAUUCAAGCAGUGCCACAGCAACUCUUUUGUCAACAACUGGUAAAUCUUCUGAUGAAGAUACAAGCACUGCCACAACGCUUUCGUCAACAACUGGUACAUCUUUCAAUGAUACAACAAAAGAAGAGUCUACUUCUGAAACCAUCUUGUCUUCCGACGACUAUUAUUACGACGAAUCUACUGAUGCUUCAUUGUCAACAACUGUUGCAUCUUCUUAUGAAGAUUCUAGCACUGCUACAACUCUUUCGUCAACAACUGGUACAUCUUCUGAUGAAUAUUCAAGCGAUGCCACAACUCUUUCGUCAACAACUGGUACAUCUUCUGAUGAUACAACCAAAGAAGAGUCUACUUUUGAAACCGUCUCGUCUUCUGAUGACUUUUCUUACGACGAAUCUACUGAAGCUUCAUUGUCAACAAUUGUUGCAUCAUCUGAUGAAGAUUCAAGCAGUGCAAAAGCAACUCUUUUGUCAACAACUGGUAAAUCUUCUGAUGACUAUUCAAGCACUAUCACAACGCUUUCGUCAACAAGUGGUACAUCUUUCAAUGAUACAACAAAAGAAGAGUCUGCUUCUAAAACCGACUUGUCUUCUGAUGACUAUUAUUACGACGAAUCUACUGAAGCUUCAUUGUCAACAACUGUUGCAUCAUCUGGUGAAGAUUCAAGCAGUGCCACAGCAACUCUUUUGUCAACAACUGGUAAAUCUUCUGAUGACUAUUCAAGCACUAUCACAACGCUUUCGUCAACAAGUGGUACAUCUUUCAAUGAUACAACAAAAGAAGAGUCUGCUUCUAAAACCGACUUGUCUUCUGAUGACUAUUAUUACGACGAAUCUACUGAAGCUUCAUUGUCAACAACUGUUGCAUCAUCUGGUGAAGAUUCUAGCACUGCUACAACUCUUUCGUCAACAACUGGUACAUCUUCUGAUGAAUAUUCAAGCGAUGCCACAACUCUUUCGUCAACAACUGGUACAUCUUCUGAUGAUACAACCAAAGAAGAGUCUACUUUUGAAACCGUCUCGUCUUCUGAUGACUUUUCUUACGACGAAUCUACUGAAGCUUCAUUGUCAACAACUGUUGCAUCAUCUGAUGAAGAUUCAAGCAGUGCAAAAGCAACUCUUUUGUCAACAACUGGUAAAUCUUCUGAUGACUAUUCAAGCACUAUCACAACGCUUUCGUCAACAACUGGUACAUCUUUCAAUGAUACAACAAAAGAAGAGUCUGCUUCUAAAACCGACUUGUCUUCUGAUGACUAUUAUUACGACGAAUCUACUGAAGCUUCAUUGUCAACAACUGUUGCAUCAUCUGGUGAAGAUUCAAGCAGUGCCACAGCAACUCUUUUGUCAACAACUGGUAAAUCUUCUGAUGAAGAUACAAGCACUGCCACAACGCUUUCGUCAACAACUGGUACAUCUUCUGAUGAAUAUUCAAGCGAUGCCCCAACUCUUUCGUCAACAACUGGAACAUCUUCUGAUGAUACAACCAAAGAAGAGUCUACUUUUGAAACCGUCUCGUCUUCCGACGACUAUUAUUACGACGAAUCUACUGAAGCUUCAUUGUCAACAACUGUUGCAUCUUCUGAUAAAUAUUCAAGCAGUGCCACAGCAACUCUUUUGUCAACAACUGGUAAAUCUUCUGAUAAAGAUUCAAGCACUGCCACAACUCUCUCGUCAACAACUGAUACAUAUUCUGAUGAUACAACCAAAGAAGAGUCUACUUCUGAAACCGUCUCGUCUUCCGACGACUAUUAUUACGACGAAUCUACUGAAGCUUCAUUGUCAACAACUGUUGCAUCGUCCGAUGAAGAUUCAAGCAGUGUCACAGCAACUCUUUCUUCAACUACUAGUACAUCUUCUGAUAAAGAUUCAAGCACUGCCACAACUCUCUCGUCAACAACUGAUACAUAUUCUGAUGAUACAACCAAAGAAGAGUCUACUUCUGAAACCGUCUUGUCUUCCGACGACUAUUAUUACGACGAAUCUACUGAAGCUUCAUUGUCAACAACUGUUGCAUCUUCUGAUGAAGGUUCAAGCAAUGCCACAACACUUUCGUCAACAACUGGUACAUCCUCUGAUGAAUAUUCAAGCACUGCCACAGCAACUCUUUCGUCGACAACAGAUGCAACUUCUGAAGAUACUAGCACAAAACUGACACGCACUGCAACGACUGCAGUUGCAACAUCAACUCCUUUGUCAACAACUGUUAGAUCCUCUGAUGAUACUACCAAAAACAUGACGAGCACAGCAACAACAACAGUUGCAACAUCAUCUUCGUUGUCAACAACCGUAGCAACAGCAACUUUUUCGCCAACAACUGGUACAUCUUCUAUUGAUACAAACAAAGAAGACUCUACUUUUGAAACUGUCUCGUCUUCUGAUGACUAUUAUUACGACGAAUCUACUGAAGCUUCAUUGUCAACAAUUGUUGCAACAUCCGAUGAAGAUUUAAGCACUGCCACAGCAACUCUUUCGUCGACAGAUGCAACUUCUGAAGAUACUACCACAAAACUGACAAGCACUGCAACGACUGCAGUUGCAACAUCAACUCCUUUGUCAACAACUGUUAGAUCCUCUGAUGAUACUACCAAAAACAUGACGAGCACAGCAACAACAACAGUUGCAACAUCAUCUUCGUUGUCAACAACCGUAGCAACAGCAACUUUUUCGCCAACAACUGGUACAUCUUCUAUUGAUACAACCAAAGAAGACUCUACUUUUGAAACUGUCUCGUCUUCUGAUGACUAUUAUUACGAUGAAUCUACUGAAGCUUCAUUGUCAACAAUUGUUGCAACAUCCGAUGAAGAUUUAAGCACUGCCACAGCAACUCUUUCGUCGACAGAUGCAACUUCUGAAGAUACUACCACAAAACUGACAAGCACUGCAACGACUGCAGUUGCAACAUCAACUCCUUUGUCAACAACUGUUAGAUCCUCUGAUGAUACUACCAAAAAAGUGACGAGCACAGCAACAACAACAGUUGCAACAUCAGCUCCGUUGUCAACAACCGUAGCAACAGCAACUUUUUCGUCAUCAACUGGUACAUUUUCUGUUGAUACAACCAAAGAAGACUCUACUUUUGAAACCGUCUCGUCUUCUGAUGACUAUUAUUACGACGAAUCUACUGAAGCUUCAUUGUCAACAACUGUUGCAUCAUCCGAUGAAGAUUCAAGCAGUGUCACAGCAACUCUUUCGUCGACAACAGAUGCAACUUCUGAAGAUACUAGCACAAAACUGACAAGCACUGCAACGACUGCAGUUGCAACAUCAUCUCCUUUGUCAACAACUGUUAGAUCCUCUGAUGAUACUACCAAAAAAGUGACGAGCACAGCAACAACAACAGUUGCAACAUCAUCUUCGUUGUCAACAAUCGUAGCAUCUUCUGAUGGAGAUUCAAGCACUGCCACCACAACUUUUUCGUCAACAACAGUUGCUACUUCUGAAGGUACUAGCUCAAAAGUGACAAGCGCAGCAACAACAACAAUUGCAACAUCAGCUCCGUUGUCAACAACCGUAGCAUCUUCUGAGAAAAUCACCAGUAUUGCAACGACUGCAGUUGCAACAUCAACUCCUUUGUCAACAACCGUAGCAUCUUCUGAGAAAGUCACCAGUACUGCAUCGACUACAGUUGCAACAUCAACUCCUUUGUCAACAACUGUAAGAUCCUCUGAUGAUACUACCAAAAAAGUGACGAGCACAGCAACAACAACAGUUGCACCAUCAGCUCCGUUGUCAACAACCGUAGCAACAGCAACUUUUUCGUCAACAACUGGUACAUUUUCUGUUGAUACAACCAAAGAAGACUCUACUUUUGAAACCGUCUCGUCUUCUGAUGACUAUUAUUACGACGAAUCUACUGAAGCUUCAUUGUCAACAGCUGUUGCAUCAUCCGAUGAAGAUUCAAGCAGUGUCACAGCAACUCUUUCGUCAACAACUGGUACAUCUUCUGAUCAAGAUUUAAGCAGUGCCACAGCAACUCUUUGGUCGACAACAGUUGCUACUUCUGAAGAUACUAGCUCAAAAGUGACAAGCGCAGCAACAACAACAGUUGCAACAUCAGCUCCGUUGUCAACAACCGUAGCAUCUUCUGAGAAAGUCACCAGUACUGCAACGACUACAGUUUUAACAUCAACUCCUUUGUCAACAACUGUUAGAUCCUCUGAUGAUACUACCAAAAAAGUGACGAGCACAGCAACAACAACAGUUGCAACAUCAUCUCCGUUGUCAACAACCGUAGCAUCUUCUGAUGGAGAUUCAAGCACUACCACCACAACUUUUUCGACAACACCAGUUGCUACUUCUGAAGAUACUAGCUCAAAAGUUACAAGCGCACCAACAACAACAGUUGCAACAUCAGCUCCGUUGUCAACAACCGUAGCAUCUUCUGAGAAAGUCACCAGUACUGCAACGACUGCAGUUGCAACAUCAACUCCUUUGUCAACAACUGUUAGAUCCUCUGAUGAUACUACCAAAAAAGUGACGAGCACAGCAACAACAACAGUUGCAACAUCAUCUUCGUUGUCAACAAUCGUAGCAUCUUCUGAUGGAGAUUCAAGCACUGCCACCACAACUUUUUCGUCAACAACAGUUGCUACUUCUGAAGGUACUAGCUCAAAAGUGACAAGCGCAGCAACAACAACAAUUGCAACAUCAGCUCCGUUGUCAACAACCGUAGCAUCUUCUGAGAAAAUCACCAGUAUUGCAACGACUGCAGUUGCAACAUCAACUCCUUUGUCAACAACCGUAGCAUCUUCUGAGAAAGUCACCAGUACUGCAUCGACUACAGUUGCAACAUCAACUCCUUUGUCAACAACUGUAAGAUCCUCUGAUGAUACUACCAAAAAAGUGACGAGCACAGCAACAACAACAGUUGCACCAUCAGCUCCGUUGUCAACAACCGUAGCAACAGCAACUUUUUCGUCAACAACUGGUACAUUUUCUGUUGAUACAACCAAAGAAGACUCUACUUUUGAAACCGUCUCGUCUUCUGAUGACUAUUAUUACGACGAAUCUACUGAAGCUUCAUUGUCAACAGCUGUUGCAUCAUCCGAUGAAGAUUCAAGCAGUGUCACAGCAACUCUUUCGUCAACAACUGGUACAUCUUCUGAUCAAGAUUUAAGCAGUGCCACAGCAACUCUUUGGUCGACAACAGUUGCUACUUCUGAAGAUACUAGCUCAAAAGUGACAAGCGCAGCAACAACAACAGUUGCAACAUCAGCUCCGUUGUCAACAACCGUAGCAUCUUCUGAGAAAGUCACCAGUACUGCAACGACUACAGUUUUAACAUCAACUCCUUUGUCAACAACUGUUAGAUCCUCUGAUGAUACUACCAAAAAAGUGACGAGCACAGCAACAACAACAGUUGCAACAUCAUCUCCGUUGUCAACAACCCUAGCAUCUUCUGAUGGAGAUUCAAGCACUACCACCACAACUUUUUCGACAACACCAGUUGCUACUUCUGAAGAUACUAGCUCAAAAGUUACAAGCGCACCAACAACAACAGUUGCAACAUCAGCUCCGUUGUCAACAACCGUAGCAUCUUCUGAGAAAGUCACCAGUACUGCAACGACUGCAGUUGCAACAUCAACUCCUUUGUCAACAACUGUUAGAUCCUCUGAUGAUACUACCAAAAAAGUGACGAGCACAGCAACAACAACAGUUGCAACAUCAUCUUCGUUGUCAACAAUCGUAGCAUCUUCUGAUGGAGAUUCAAGCACUGCCACCACAACUUUUUCGUCAACAACAGUUGCUACUUCUGAAGGUACUAGCUCAAAAGUGACAAGCGCAGCAACAACAACAAUUGCAACAUCAGCUCCGUUGUCAACAACCGUAGCAUCUUCUGAGAAAAUCACCAGUAUUGCAACGACUGCAGUUGCAACAUCAACUCCUUUGUCAACAACCGUAGCAUCUUCUGAGAAAGUCACCAGUACUGCAUCGACUACAGUUGCAACAUCAACUCCUUUGUCAACAACUGUAAGAUCCUCUGAUGAUACUACCAAAAAAGUGACGAGCACAGCAACAACAACAGUUGCAACAUCAGCUCCGUUGUCAACAACCGUAGCAACAGCAACUUUUUCGUCAACAACUGGUACAUUUUCUGUUGAUACAACCAAAGAAGACCCUACUUUUGAAACCGUCUCGUCUUCUGAUGACUAUUAUUACGACGAAUCUACUGAAGCUUCAUUGUCAACAGCUGUUGCAUCAUCCGAUGAAGAUUCAAGCAGUGUCACAGCAACUCUUUCGUCAACAACUGGUACAUCUUCUGAUCAAGAUUUAAGCAGUGCCACAGCAACUCUUUGGUCGACAACAGUUGCUACUUCUGAAGAUACUAGCUCAAAAGUGACAAGCGCAGCAACAACAACAGUUGCAACAUCAGCUCCGUUGUCAACAACCGUAGCAUCUUCUGAGAAAGUCACCAGUACUGCAACGACUACAGUUUUAACAUCAACUCCUUUGUCAACAACUGUUAGAUCCUCUGAUGAUACUACCAAAAAAGUGACGAGCACAGCAACAACAACAGUUGCAACAUCAUCUCCGUUGUCAACAACCGUAGCAUCUUCUGAUGGAGAUUCAAGCACUACCACCACAACUUUUUCGACAACACCAGUUGCUACUUCUGAAGAUACUAGCUCAAAAGUUACAAGCGCACCAACAACAACAGUUGCAACAUCAGCUCCGUUGUCAACAACCGUAGCAUCUUCUGAGAAAGUCACCAGUACUGCAACGACUGCAGUUGCAACAUCAACUCCUUUGUCAACAACUGUUAGAUCCUCUGAUGAUACUACCAAAAAAAUGACGAGCGCAGCAGCAACAACAGUUGCAACAUCAGCUCCGUUGUCAACAACCGUAGCAUCUUCUGAUGGAGAUUCAAGCACUACCACCACAACUUUUUCGACAACACCAGUUGCUACUUCUGAAGAUACUAGCUCAAAAGUUACAAGCGCACCAACAACAACAGUUGCAACAUCAGCUCCGUUGUCAACAACCGUAGCAUCUUCUGAGAAAGUCACCAGUACUGCAACGACUGCAGUUGCAACAUCAACUCCUUUGUCAACAACUGUUAGAUCCUCUGAUGAUACUACCAAAAAAAUGACGAGCGCAGCAACAACAACAGUUGCAACAUCAGCUCCGUUGUCAACAACCGUAGCAUCUUCUGAGAAAGUCACCAGUACUGCAACGACUGCAGUUGCAACAUCAACUCCUUUGUCAACAACUGUUAGAUCCUCUGAUGAUACUACCAAAAAAAUGACGAGCACAGCAACAACAACAGUUGCAACGUCAGCUCCGUUGUCAACAACCGUAGCAUCUUCUGAAGGAGAUUCAAGCACUGCCACUUUCUCGCCAACAGCUAUUGCAACUUCUGAAGAUACUAGCACAAAACUGACAAGCACUGCAACGACUGCAGUUGCCACAUCAACUCCUUUGUCAACAACUGUUAGAUCCUCUGAUGAUACUACCAAAAAAGUGACGAGCACAGCAACAACAACAGUUGCAACAUCAUCUCCGUUGUCAACAACCGUAGCAUCUUCUGAAGGAGAUUCAAGCACUGCCACUUUCUCGCCAACAGCUAUUGCAACUUCUGAAGAUACUAGCACAAAACUGACAAGCACUGCAACGACUGCAGUUGCAACAUCAACUCCUUUGUCAACAACUCUGUUGCAUCAUCCGAUGAAGAUUCAAGCAGUGUCACAGCAACUCUUUCGUCAACAACUGGUACAUCUUCUGAUCAAGAUUUAA
This is a messenger RNA of Drosophila nasuta, 17754 nucleotides long. Its product is annotated as serine-rich adhesin for platelets-like. The transcript is spliced from 4 exons. NCBI's taxonomy places the organism in Eukaryota, Metazoa, Arthropoda, Insecta, Diptera, Drosophilidae. The record is from RefSeq and is a predicted model, not a curated record. Bases 1 to 17754 code for a protein of 5917 amino acids.